UGCUAUAUAAGGUUUUUGUAUAUUUUUCUCAACCAAAGUUGGCAAUUAAGCAAGCAAGCGUGCUUGAAAUAAUUUGAGUUUUUGAUUGAGCUGAAAACACGAGUCAUGGGACUUUCUCAAUAUUCCCUCCUCCAACCCUUUGAUUUGGAGGGUGUUAUCCAAAAAAACGAAAAGAAGUGCAAUUCAAAUGGGUCGUUGUGGAGCAAAGUUUUGGAAGCUCGGGCAAAGAGAAGGUGUCAAUUAGCGACGAAACAGAGGAUGAGCAUGAAAAAUAUGCAUGUGAUGAGAAGCAGAACAAGUAGGAGGAUUCUGAUGAAGAGGACGGCACGUGGUGGGGGUUCAAGACGGCCAUCGAAGGGGAUUGAGAGAAGGGUCAAAACCCUGAAGAAACUGGUUCCAAACACCGAGUCGUCGGUAGGGCUGGAUGGUCUUUUUAGAGAGACAGCUGAUUACAUUUUGUCUCUGCAAAUGAGAGUAAGAGUCAUGCAAAUUAUGGUUAAGGUAUUGACAAAUUCCGACGAGUGACUUGUGAUUCAUCUGUAAAUUAAUUAAGCCAGAUCAUUUCUCUCAUUUUUUUUUUAUUUAUUUUUUUUGUAAUUCUAUUAUUUUGUAUUUUGCUUGUGAUUCAUAGGCAUAGAAGCUUGAUUUUGGAAGUCCUACAGGACUCCAGGGGUAUAUGUAUUGGUGUUGUUUAGAGUUAACAACAACUUCGUUAUCUUAUUGUGUGAAAAAUAACUUUCAGAUGGAUAAGUACUGGUUA
Ziziphus jujuba (common jujube) is the source of this 760-nucleotide messenger RNA. Its product is annotated as transcription factor UPBEAT1. The record is from RefSeq and is a predicted model, not a curated record. The coding region runs from base 106 to 525 and encodes 139 amino acids. Lineage: Eukaryota; Viridiplantae; Streptophyta; Magnoliopsida; Rosales; Rhamnaceae. Gene Ontology annotation, biological process: regulation of DNA-templated transcription. The transcript has a single exon.